GAGACCCCCGUCAGGAUGGAGCGGUGGUCAGGUCGUGUGGCCCUGGUGACUGGUGUCAGCAUGGGGAUCGGUGCCAGCGUGGCCAGGAGGCUGGUGGCUGAGGGCAUGAAGGUGGUGGGAGCAGCUCGUAGCAUUGACAAACUACAGGCCUUGGCAGCUGAAUGCAAGGGUCAGCGAGGCACGCUGAUCCCUAUCAAGUGUGACCUCACCAAGGACGAGGAGGUGCUGGCCAUGUUCGCCAAGAUCAAGAAGGACCUCGGAGGCGUGGACGUGUGUAUCAACAAUGCAGGAUUCACCCACAACAAGUCCCUGCUGGAGGGAAGCCCCAAGGAGUGGCGUGAGAUGAUGGAUCUCAACGUUGUGGCUCUGUGCUUAUGUACGCGCGAGACUAUUGCUUCCAUGCGAGAACGCGGCGUUGACGAUGGGCACAUCAUCCACAUCAGCAGCAUCGCCGGACACCGUGUCAUCCCUCGUAAAAAGACACACUUCUACACCGCCACCAAGUACUCCGUCACAGCACUCACUGAGGGACUGCGGCAGGAGCUGAGGGAAGCCAACUCCAACAUCAGAAUAUCGGCCAUCAGUCCCGGUUUGGUGGAGACUGGGUUUGCGAUGAAUGCCGGCUUGGUAGAGGAUGCAAAUGCAGCUAUGAAGUACUACAAGGAGCUCGGGAGCUUGAGUGCGGAUGAUGUGACCGCCACUCUUGUCCACAUUCUCGGUGCCCCUCCGCAUGUUCAGAUCCAUGACGUGCAGGUGACUCCCAUAACACAAGUUAUGUGAAUGUUCCUUUCUUUUCCUAGUACUGGGGGGUGAGGGUAGUCGAGAUGCCUGACACCCUAAUGUUUUUGAUAAAUUUUGCCAAAGUCGACACUGAUACACCUACGGCAGGUGCUCAGCAAAUAUUGUAAUGUAAAUAGAAGUUUUAAAAAGCCUAUUUCUACUUGAUUUCGCAAAGCUUUCAUGCAAGAACAAUAUUUGAUGAGGAUAGACUAAUCCCAAGGCAUUUACUUUCUCUCGUUUACCAAUAAAUAGAACAUCGAGAAAGAACAGCUGAGUUUUUAUUUAUUAACAAGUCACUUAUCUUGGGUCUUGGGUCCAGGGGAUGCCCGCCAGUGUCUUUAGGUUAAAUUUUAAGGGUGCAUAAGACAUAAUUUCCUGCCUCUACAAGGAAAAUUCAGAUACAAACAUGAUAAAUCCAUUAUUUCUGCUUUAAGAAAAUCCAGACAAUAAAUAAGAAAAAUUGAGCAAUAUAGAUUUCUUGAGUGACAUUCUCUGAAAUACUGAGAUUAGGGAGCUGAAGGUCGUAAAUAUUUUUGAAAGAGGAAUAUAUAAUUUUCAGGAUCCAUUACGAGUCACUAAACUAUAUUAUAUGAUUAAGGCAUAUGUCGGGGAACGGAGAGAGGGCAAGAAUUCGUUGCUCUUGCUGCGCCUCCCAAGCCUUUCGUGGCUUCUGAAACCUCACUGUACUACCUCCCGUCGCAUCGUUGGGUACGAGAUUUCUAGUGCAGCCUGGAUUCAUUAUAUCCAGAUGUGGGAUAAGGUUGCCGGUUUUAUCCAGGGUUGUCCUGGAACGCGAUCGAGACCUCUAUCGCUAGCAAGUGCCCUAGUUUUUUCGUGGACCCAAAUAUAGGCUUUUCGUACCUCAAAGCUGUCAUUAUAGUAGUCGAUUUUGAGUUUUAAAAAUAUUAGUAAUGUCGCAAAUAGCUGUUUUAUUGAUAUAAAGCCUUUUAAUUUUCUCGGUGGUGGACAGCUUCAAGGCUGUUUAAUUAUUAUAAUCAGCAAUCUUGUAAAUGAACAAGAUAGCUAUUUGUGACAUUACUAAUAUUUUCAACUCAUAAUUGACUAUAUUUGACGGUAUUUGUUAUUGCUGCCUGUGUGUUAUUGACACUGACAACUGUCUUCUAUGCGUAGGCUAGCAUGCAGUAUCCAUAGUCAUUUAUACCAAGUCAAGUCACUCUGCCUUCAAAACUGCGACCAACACGCGCAGGGGGCGGUCUGGAGCGGAGCAACAGGAUGACGUCACUUGAAACCAAAUACCCGCCAGUUCACCCCUUCAUGAGUGACUAAAGUUGUGGCCGUGUGGGCACUUUAGAUGCGCAUGCUCGCCUUCUUUCACCGCGCAUUCAGGCAAGCCACUGAUGAAAAAAUAUGCCUUUAUAGUGUGCUAUGCGUGACUGUAAUUCCAAUGCCUACAAACGGCG
Messenger RNA from Eriocheir sinensis (Chinese mitten crab), 2201 nucleotides. Its product is annotated as dehydrogenase/reductase SDR family member 11-like. Gene Ontology annotation, molecular function: oxidoreductase activity. The coding region runs from base 16 to 780 and encodes 254 amino acids. The transcript is spliced from 6 exons. The record is from RefSeq and is a predicted model, not a curated record. NCBI's taxonomy places the organism in Eukaryota, Metazoa, Arthropoda, Malacostraca, Decapoda, Varunidae.